Molecule: messenger RNA, 980 nt
Organism: Pseudonaja textilis
Lineage: Eukaryota; Metazoa; Chordata; Lepidosauria; Squamata; Elapidae
Source: RefSeq, a predicted model, not a curated record
AUGUCCUAUGCUGAUGGCACAACUCAGUUAGCCGAAAAUGCAAACGAUUUGAAAACUUUCAUAAUGGAAAUCAUGAAGAGCAUGAAAAGUGUGAUUAAGAGUAAAUGUAAAGAAGACCGAGGCAAAGGUCGUUUGCCAAGGGUUGUGGUGCCGUUCAUAAAGUCUAUCCUUUUGAUCUUGCCACCCAUGCAAGCUGUAUGGAAGAGCCUGACAGAUGUUUUCAUUGCACCAGUGUGUCAUAGCAUGGGACGGUGCUUUUCAGCAAUCAACAUACAUCUGGACCAAGCGUGAACAAUUUGGAUCCAAUGCUAUUUUAGUCUUAAGUGCUAUUAAAGUCUCCUUAUUGGUAUAAUAUAGAGACACAUAAGCAUUCAUUCCAAAGCUACUGCUGUUUAAAGGGAUGACAUUUCCGCCCUUCAGCUGGGUUGCACUUUUUAUGGGGGGCGCAAAGCUUGCUUUGGGGACAGGGAAGAUAUACCAAUAUUGUAACUAAAAGAUAACAAGUGACACUUAACAAUGUUAAGGUAAUGGUACUUCUAAUGCUUGGUUUCCAUAAAUGUGUUGUGGAUAACUAAGGAGGCCAUCUUGAGGUGUAUCAAACAAAUUUUCAUCUAUUGUAUUACUCAAAAUCUCCUGGAAAUCAUUCUACCAAUAGAUUUGACAUAUUUAUUGAUGUUAGGCUGUACAACUCUUAGAAAUAAGAACAGAAUGUAAAGGAUUACUUUUCAAGAGUUUUCUUAUUUGAAUUCUGCUGGUCAGCAUUUCUAGCCACACAAACAGCUAGGUCUGUUCGUAUAUAGAUUCUAUAAUCUAUCAGCUUCUUGAACUGUGGAACCUCUUAGGAUACAGGUAAGUCCUCGACUUACAACUACAAUUGAGCCCAACAUUUCUGUUACUAAGUGAAACAUUGGUUAAUUUUGCCCUAUUUUGCAGCCUUUCUUGCCAUAGUUGUUAAAUGAAUCACUGCAGUUGUUAAAUUA